Molecule: messenger RNA, 347 nt
Organism: Cylicostephanus goldi
Lineage: Eukaryota; Metazoa; Nematoda; Chromadorea; Rhabditida; Strongylidae
Source: the annotation of a GenBank genome assembly
AUGUUUUUAAUUCAGAGCACAGCAAUAACGAACUACACGGGUAGAGCCAGUGAACCGACGCAAACUACGCUUUGCAGACGAGACAGCAAUGCGGUUUUUGACCAAAGUCCUUCGAAUCUCAAACGCUGUGUAUCCUGCGAACGAAGAGGUGACACUCCUCUUCCAAGAACUGCAAGCAGAAAACUGCGACGAGAAAAGAGCGAGCGCCUCGUGAACAGGAAGCCGAAGUUUAAGAGCCCUCCGAAGCCAAAAGCGAUUUCCGCUGCAAAGGAACGUCGUGGUGUAAAAGUACUUGGAAUCAUUCUAGGAUGUUUUACUGUCUGUUGGACACCAUUUUUCGUGUGAGU